AAUCAUACAAAAUUGGACAAACCCUCUGUGACUUUGUACGACAGCAAGAGGUCGUACCCCCAAACAGUGCUCGGAAGGGAAGCUCCAUCAGCGAAGAUGGUACUUCCUCCUGCACCACGCAACCUCAAAGGAAUACCUCUGUUUCUAGCGAGGAGCAACCCGUGCAAGGAACUAAGUCGGGACACCGUUCGUUUAAUAAGUCUGCCUCCUCAAGGCAAAUUAAGAACCCGACUAUAAAACUAAAAGACACAAUAAAUAGUAGAAAAUCCCAUCGAAGGCAAGAGGCACAGGCACAGGCACUGGCACCAUCACCAUCACCGGCACUUUCUGCACAUACAAGCAACAACUUAUCUUCGUUGGAGGCAUCAACAUCAUCAUCACAUACUGAGCAAUCAUCACCUUCCUCUUGGCCACGGCUUCAUGCACCAGCUUCCAAGAGCAGAAACAAUCUUCUAGUGCGAUUUCUGCGACACUUUUCAAGUAAUAGCAGCACCACCACAACGAGCAAAACGGAGAAUAAUAUAAGCGAAAACGAACCGACCACACCUAACGAGAAUAUCAAUAAUAACGGCGAGCUGGAAAAAGCUCUGGUCACAGCUACAGCAGAGGUCGGAGGUCAACACAAUGAAGAGAAAAUGGAUGGGGGAAAAAGUGAAACCCCAGACAAGAAAAGCCACCAACCAAAGAAGGGCGGUGGCAUAGUGUCGAAAAGCAGCAGCAGGAGCAACCUGAGCAAGGAUAAAUCACCAAAAGUGGCAUCUGAAAUCAAAACUGGAAAAAUGGAGGCCCGAAAGUCCUCCUCUGACACGGUGAUAGAGCCAUCGGCGUUGAUAAAGCAACACUCUGCGCCCCAGUCGUCGACGCCAACGACUCUAACGGCCAACUUUGUGCAGAACAUGAGAUUUGUGCGUAAGAAUGUUGAACAAUCGACCAGAAAUGCCAAUCCGAUGCAGUUUGUGGAACUGGAAACGGAAUUUCCACGCGACUACGAUGACAACAUUGAGAUGCUGUCACGCGAGGCCGAACAUUUGGAGGAGCAAUUUCGAACGCCAACGCGAUCGAAUGCCCCAGAUGCGUCCGCUCACCAAGUGGCUGGUAUUAUUGAGAAUAUUAUUACCGAAGCGUCACGAAGUCUUGUUGUUGAAGAAAAGAAGACUGAAGACGAAGAUGUGCCAUCAAAAUCUACCAAUAAGCAGUCUGGUGGGGUGAAGCGUGUUGGCUUUCAGGUUGAGGAGAAAGACGAUGCCGCGACUAUUCACAAAGAGAAGAAGCCAAAGAGCAUUGACGAUGUGGGUGCCAAGGAGUCGUCGGACAACACCGAGGUAAGUUCUGAGGGCUCUGGUUUAACUGGAACCUCGGCGGACACAUCGGCAUCGCUUCUGCCCUCCACAGCGACGGUCUCGACCACAUCGUCCGGCACAUCGAUAACAAAGAGUAAAAGUGAUGAGGAUGAUGAUCCUGUGGCCAUGUCCCCAUGCGGACGCUUUUUCAAAUACGACAAAGAGGUCGGUCGUGGCUCAUUUAAGACCGUCUAUCGUGGCCUCGACACAUUGACUGGUGUGCCGGUGGCCUGGUGCGAAUUGCUGGAUAAGCAAGUGAAGAAAAGCGAACGCACCAGAUUCCGCGAGGAGGCGGACAUGUUGAAGAAGCUUCAGCAUCCAAACAUUGUACGAUUCUAUACAUAUUGGGAGUUUCCGAUCGGCCGUAAAAAGAAUAUUGUACUAGUCACAGAGCUGAUGUUGUCCGGGACCUUGAAAUCCUAUUUGAAGCGUUUCAAAAAGAUACACCCAAAGGUAUUGAAGUCAUGGUGUCGCCAGAUCCUGAAGGGACUCAACUUUCUGCAUACUCGUCAAUUUCCUAUAAUUCAUCGUGAUUUGAAAUGUGAUAAUAUAUUUAUAACCGGCACCACGGGUAGCGUUAAGAUCGGUGACUUGGGUCUGGCAACGCUUAAGAAUCGUUCACAUGCCAAAUCUGUGAUCGGCACACCCGAGUUUAUGGCCCCCGAAAUGUACGAAGAGCACUAUGAUGAGUCGGUGGAUGUCUACGCCUUUGGCAUGUGCAUGUUGGAGAUGGCAAUAUCGGAAUAUCCGUACAGCGAAUGCAAGGGACCGGCCCAGAUCUACAAGAAGGUCAUUUCCGGCAUAAAGCCAGCCGCUCUGGCCAAAGUGGAGGAUCCCAAUGUGAGGGACAUUAUCGAGCGGUGUAUUGAGCUGAAGAAGGAAGAUCGCCCCAGCUGCAAUGAGCUCCUGGAGUCGGAGUUUUUUGACGAGGACAUUGGUAUUCGUGUGGAGCCAACGGCCUCCGAACAGUUCCUCUCCGAUCCCAGCAUCUGCAUCAUUGAGUUCCGUCUGCGAUUCCUCGACCCAAAGAAACGCUCAUCCCGACACAAGGAGAACGGCAUUCAGUUUGAAUAUAAUAUAACGAGCGACGACUACGAGAAGAUUGCCCAGGAAAUGAUGAAGGAGAACAUUAUCUCAGAGGACGACUCACGCGCCGUUGCACGCCUUCUGAAGGUGCAGGUUGUGUCGCUACUCAAGGAAAGGGCCCAGCGUCAGACGCAAAUCAAGCUGCAGAACGAGAAGUCUCGCUUGGAGAAAUUAGCACUGCAAAAGCAGCGCGAGAGCCUCCCCACCAACGUCGAUGAGGAUGAGGAGGAUGAAGAGGACUCGGAGGAUGAGGAGGAUGGUGUCAAAUGGAAUCAACGGCUGCAACUAAAGUACGAUCUGCUAAACACCGACUCGGAAACCAGCCUGGCCAUGUCCACGAACAGCGUUGAUCCACAGAAUAUUCCAAACCGAUCGAACACAUCGAUUCAGACAAGUGCCAGCCAGCAGCAGCAGCAGCAACAGCAGCCAACGAUGCAAGUGCCUCUGGCCUCGCCAGCAAUAUCCAUGCAGCAAAAGUCAACAGUGCAUUAUAUACAGAAUCCGCAGCUGGCUUCAUACCAAAAUCCAAACAACUUGAUACAGGACAUUGCCAAUAGCCAGGUGCAGGUGCAGGUCCUCUCGCCAACAGGCACACAACAGCAGCAGCAACAGCAACCCAAUGUAGCGCCCCAUAUAGUGGUGCCACAGCAGCAACAUCAAAUGGUGCAGCAGUCAAACAUAGCUGAGGCACAGGUCAACCAGCAGCAGCAGCAACAACAGCAAGCAGCAGUAGCACAGCAGCACCAGCAGCUGCUGGCACAGCAAAUACCUCAACAAGUUCAGAUGCAACAGGUGCCGCAGCAGCAAACCAUGCAAUCGGUGAUGCCUCAACAGCAGCAUGAACUUCAGCACCAGCAGCAACAACAACCACUGGUCGGCGAGCAGCAGAAAAGUCACCAAAUUCCUCAGUUGCAGCAACAGCUGCAGCAGCUAAUGCAAACGAAUGUACAGCCCACGGAAAUGACACAGCAGCCACAACAGCAGCAGCAAUAUUUUCAGCAGCCUCAGGCUCAGGUUUCUAUGCAACAAAUUCCACAUACACAACCACAACAACAGCAUCCAUAUGCGAUGCAAGGGCAACAACAACAGCAGCCAAUGUCCCAGCCACAUCCACAAAUUCAAGUUCACCAGCAAACCUUUCAACAGCAGCAGGUGCAAGUGCAGCAGGCGGCACCUUCCACGCAGAACCAUCAGCAGCAGCAGCAGAUUCUGCAGCAACAAAUUGCACAGCUGCAACAACUGCAGCAGAAUCAGCAACUGCAGCAGAACCAACAGCUACAACAGACGCAGCAGCAACUGCAACAAACGCAGCAGCAAUUACAGCAGAACCAGCAGCAGCAGCAACUGCAGCAGAACCAGCAGCAGCUACAGCAGAAUCAACAGCAGCAGCAACAACAACAGCAACAGCAGCAGUUUGUGCAUCAGCAAUAUCAUGCUCAAUCUCUGCCCCAGCAGCAGCAGCAGCAUCAACAACUUCUUGCCGGAGCUCAAGUAAUGGCAACGCAACAGCAGCAACAGGUGCCCAUGCAAAUACAAGUACAAAUGCAGGUACCUCCAACAUCUGUGGCACAAACAAUGCAGCAGCAGCAACCAUACCAACAGAGCCAGCAGAUGGCUGUCCCACCAAAUGGGCAAAUGGCAAUCGUUGAUGCUCAACAACAGCAGCCACAGCAACAACAUGCUGCAUUUGCAGCAGUCUCCGUACAGCAGCAACAAUUUAUGCAGCCGCAACCUAUGCAACUAUCAUUGCCCCUGGAGCAACAACUACAGCAGCUUUUGCUCAGUCAGCAGCAGUCACAGCAGCAGUCACAGCAGCAGCAGCAACAGCAGCAGCAAGCACAGUCGAUGGUUCACCAACAGCAGCAACAACUAACAGAGCAACAUGUCCAGGCACAGGCACAGCCACCGCCGCAGAUGCAGAUGCAUAUUCAGAUUCAGCCGCAAAACCCACAGGUCCAGCCUGUUGGCCAGGAGCAAUCUGCUGUCACUGAGUCAAUUGUAACGCCAGUCAACAGCCUUCAACUAAAUCUUGAAGCUGCGACAAAAGUUGAUCCACAAUUAACCACGGAAGCAGAAAAACAACAAAGGCAGCAGAGCGCAAAUCGCUCGCAAAAACCCAGACGCUCCAAUCGGAGUGGCAACGAACGGAUACCAAAACUAAGUGUCACCAGUGUGGAUGAGGGUAGCGUCAUAAACUGCCACAUGGAGAACAAGCUAAAGACCAUUACAUUCAAAUUCGAUAUUGGAGAUGUUAAUCCCGUUGAAAUUGCCAAUAAAUUGAUCGCCCAAGAUUUGCUUUCGAAUUGUCAAAGCACAGUAUUUGUGGAAAUGAUUAAUGAAAUUGUUGACCAGGUCAAACAGAAUCCCAAUCAAAUUCCAAUACCAACUAACUAUCGCCGCAAUAUUGAAAAGCGGGAUGAAACCGCCAGUGACAUUACGAAGAUGUUUGAACCGACCAUACAUGGCAUUGAAAACUUACCAUCUGGCAGUGGAUCUGGCGGAGGAGGAGCAGCCACAGAAACGACAAACACAACGAAUCAGACUAGCGAGGCUAGAUCGCAUACUUCGAUGCUGGCCAACAUGGAUCAACCGCCGAACAUUGGAACGCCGCCGAAUACAGCUUCAACGAUGUCAUCGUCUUCAACGGCUUCGCGGGAUGCGGGCAAUGGCAGCAACGACGUGACCAUUGGCUCUGGCUCGGUGUCACGUAAGACAAGCACAGCUUCGGAGUACACAUCGCUGUCCAUUGACUAUAUGCCUGAUAAUAACAUAACGCCAACGGGUAACGAUACGCUGGGCGAUGCACUGGCCAAAGACAACUCGCAGAGUGUCCAACAGAUUGCACGCGGUCAUGCCAUAACUCGUAUGCAAAAGCUGUUGGAGUCCGCUGGUGGUACAGCAACGCCACGAAGCCUGAACCUGCCAUUGAAUCGGCACUUGAACAUCCAAGAGGACCUAAAGCACACCAGAAGCCUGGGAGACUUGAGCGGUGUCAAGAUUACGUUUGAUAUGCCCAACAGAGCAACGACAGAGCCAGCUGAGGACAACAGUCACCAAGAGACGGCAGUGGAAACGGAAAAGCCCAAAGAUAAAUCCGCUGGGCAGCAGUCAACAGCGCAAGGCACCGGCGCAGGCGCAGCCAACACAUUGGAGCAACUAAAGAUCGAACUGGAGAACAUUACGCAUGCGCACGCGUUUGCCUCCGCUGUGGUGGCAUCCAUCAGUACACGUACCCCACAUCAGGCAUCGCCGGCAAUUUCAUCGUUAACAGCCACAACUGGGCAGCAAGAGAUAAACAAAUCUAAUAGUGCUGUGGGCGCUAGUGGCUCAUCUGUCUACAAUUCUCGACGAGCUUCUAUGGACAACAGCAUGGGCUCCGAUAUCCAGUUGCAUGGCACUCCCUCCUCCAUUAUUGAAGGACCCGCCACCAGCUCAGAUCCCACACCAACUGAGGCAUCUACGACUGGUAUUAUCGUACCCGGCAGCACGACAGCUGAGAAGCAACUCUCGAAACAGGGCAGUUUGGAUAAGGCGCCGAAUACGUCCAUUACUGUGGCCACCACCAAUGAUGUGCCGCAACGAAAUCCCAGCAACGGAUCGCUGAAUCAAAAUUCUAUUGCAGAUUUAGAAAAGAAAUUGGCAGCGUUGCGGAAUACGGACAAUGCAGAAGAGCAACAGCAGCCGCAAACGAACGCCACAUUGACAGUGGGUCCGAAGCCAUCGGCUGAUGAGACAACGACAACACAUCCAAGCGCUCGUAAAGUGUCGCGAUUUAGUGUCAGUCGAGUGCAGGAGCAGAAAACUGCAGCAGCCGCUGAGGAAAGUUUGCAGAAUCAACUAAAGAUCGAUUUGUCGUCGGCAUUGGGCCCUGGUGGCCAGGGCCAGACGCAGAAUAAUACCACAAAUAGCUCUGUGCAAAAUGGCAGUAUGGUGAAUACGCCCACAGAACUCAUCAACUCUCCCAUACAAAAUGUUCCGCUGGCCAUUAACGGAAUACAGUUGAUUUACCAACAGCAGCAGCCACAGCAGCAGCAGCAGAUGCAAAAUAUGGUUAAUAGCGGCGUAAAUGUAGUGCCACAAGUGAUGACACAAAACGGCACACAAGUGACACUCUCUGGCAUUCAGCAGCAGCCGCAGCAGCAGCAACAGCAACAGCAACUUGUGCAUCCUAAUAUGCCACAACAGACACCGUCCAGUGUCCAUCCUCAGAUGAUGAAUACUCUCCAGCAGCAGUCGGUGGCGCAUCAGCAACCAAUUAUGACCCAGCAGCAACCAAUGAUACUGCAACAGCAGGGCUCACAGCAGUUUACUCUACCAGCAGCGCAACAGAAUCAUGCACCGCAACAGUUUAUGCAGAUGCAGCAGAAUCAACUUCAUUCCCUACAGCCGCAGGUUGUGGGCAUGUCCCAGGGAAUGCAGCAACAGCUUACGGCCAUGCAGUCAAUGCAGUCGGCCCAGCACCAAAUGGUGGCACAACAGCAGCAGCAGCAACAACAACAGCAGCAGCAACUGCAAAUGCAAAUGCAAUCACAGCAACAGCAGCAGCCGCAACAGAACGUUGCAGGCAUGUAUAAUCAACAGAAUGCUAAUUGUGGAACGAACCAACAAGGCUUCCAUGCUGGUGUUCCCAAUCAUCUGCUGCAACAGGCGACUUUGAUGGGAUCCCAGCAGCCCACGCAGCCAUUGCAGCAUGUUAUGCAGCCGCUUUUUAAUGUAUCUCCCGGUGAAGUUGCUGAAGAGCCAGUAUCUCUAGCUGCAACGCAUCCCCAUUUAUUGCCCAGCGAUAUACAAUCUGAUAUAAAACACAAUUUGGACUCGUUGGUCAAUCAAUUGUGCAACACACGCUUGGGCACCAAUCAACAUCAGCGACUGUUGCUGUUGCGCCAGAGACAGCUGAUCGAAGAGGACGAAUUGCGCUUGAAACAUUAUGUGGAAUACGAAAAGUUUCAAAAAUCUCUGCGCCAAUCUUUAAGCACAAACGUUCCAGCGACUACGACAUACUUUUCAGCACCUCCUGCUGCACAGCUUCCAACUAAUCUAAAAGCACCAGCUCCGCCCACAGCAAAUCCGACAUCCACAAGUUCUGCAAACACAUAGCUGCGCUAAAAUGUUGUUUUGCUUCAUUCAUUCGCCUUUGACAAAGCCAUCUCACGACUAACAACAGCCAUUUCUAUGUUCUCGGCAAUAUAAUUGGCACGAGUGUCUGUGUGUGUGUGUGUGUGUGUGAGAUGAGAUGAGAUGAUGGAUCUGGCGGUAGAAAUUAAGUAAAAAGGUAUAUCUUAUGGGAUUGUCUGUAAAUAUUAGUCAAACGCUUUUAGUUCAUAUGCCAUUGUUUCAUAUUCUUCUUUCUUUCCUUCUGUACCACUUUUGAUUUGAUUUAACUUAACCUUGUUCUUGGUUUCCUUUUAUUGUUUAAAUAAAUUAAGAAAAUUGUACAUUUUAUUAGUAAUUCAAAUGUAAAUAAACAUUUCGAUAAUGUAAUAAUACAUAGCAAUGCAUAUAGAAAUAUUAUACAUUUUAGUCGUCAUUUAUU
This is a messenger RNA of Drosophila subobscura, 7959 nucleotides long. It is a transcript of the gene Wnk, whose product is annotated as serine/threonine-protein kinase WNK1. Gene Ontology annotation, biological process: positive regulation of potassium ion import across plasma membrane; positive regulation of sodium ion transmembrane transporter activity; intracellular signal transduction. Gene Ontology annotation, molecular function: protein serine/threonine kinase activity; potassium channel inhibitor activity; ATP binding. Lineage: Eukaryota; Metazoa; Arthropoda; Insecta; Diptera; Drosophilidae. The record is from RefSeq and is a predicted model, not a curated record. Gene Ontology annotation, cellular component: cytoplasm.